Messenger RNA from Balaenoptera ricei (Rice's whale), 6823 nucleotides. RefSeq names its product GA binding protein transcription factor subunit beta 2 (gene GABPB2). Lineage: Eukaryota; Metazoa; Chordata; Mammalia; Artiodactyla; Balaenopteridae. Gene Ontology annotation, biological process: positive regulation of transcription by RNA polymerase II. Bases 297 to 1640 code for a protein of 447 amino acids. The transcript is spliced from 9 exons. The record is from RefSeq and is a predicted model, not a curated record. Gene Ontology annotation, molecular function: transcription cis-regulatory region binding; protein binding. Gene Ontology annotation, cellular component: nucleus.
AAAUGAGCCUCUGGGGUACACCACCCUUCUUUCUGAAUGCAAAUGUGGGUUUUCUAAUCGUUUUCUCUUCAUAGAUUCCUCCGCCAGAAAUUAUAUUCUCCGAGUCUGCACUUCCGGGUCCGCCAUUUUGCUGCCUCCAUUUCUCCGCGAGGGGGGGGUUAAAGGCCCCCAAAAUAUGCAUAUGUGAAAAGGUCAAAAAGUAACCGUCAGUGACAGGGAGUCUUAACUAGAGAAGGAAACAGGACCAAACUGGCGGGCUCGGUGAAAACACAGCCGGCAGCGUCCCGGACGAGGAGAUGUCUUUGGUGGACUUGGGGAAGAGGUUGCUAGAAGCAGCAAGAAAAGGCCAAGAUGAUGAAGUGAGAACAUUGAUGGCAAAUGGUGCCCCAUUCACCACAGACUGGCUUGGAACAUCACCCCUCCACCUUGCAGCCCAGUAUGGUCAUUAUUCCACAGCAGAAGUGCUCCUUCGAGCAGGCGUUAGCAGGGAUGCCCGGACCAAAGUGGACAGGACUCCCUUGCACAUGGCUGCAGCUGAUGGACAUGCACACAUCGUGGAACUACUUGUUAGGAAUGGUGCAGAUGUGAAUGCCAAGGACAUGCUGAAGAUGACAGCUUUGCACUGGGCCACAGAGCACCACCAUCGAGAUGUUGUAGAGCUACUUAUCAAAUAUGGAGCUGAUGUCCAUGCUUUCAGCAAGUUUGAUAAAUCUGCCUUUGACAUAGCCCUGGAGAAAAACAAUGCUGAGAUUCUGGUCAUCCUUCAGGAAGCAAUGCAGAAUCAGGUGAAUGCUAAUCCUGAGAGAGCCAACCCUGUGACUAUGGGUACCCCAUUCAUCUUCACGUCAGGAGAAGUUGUCAACCUUGCAAGCCUUGUUUCUUCAGCCAGCACCAAAACAACCUCAGGUGACCCCCAUGCCUCCUCAACAGUACACUUCUCAAAUUCUACCACCUCAGUGCUGGCCACCCUUGCAGCUCUUGCUGAGGCAUCAGCCCCCCUCUGCAACUCACACAGAGCCACAGCUAAUUCAGAGGAAAUCAUAGAAGGAAAUUCUGUUGACUCAUCAAUCCAGCAAGUGGUGGGGAGUGGAGGCCAGAGGGUCAUCACCAUAGUGACCGAUGGAGUCCCUCUGGGUAAUAUCCAAACUGCAAUCCCUACUGGAGGCAUUGGCCAGCCAUUUAUUGUAACUAUGCAGGAUGGACAGCAAGUUCUAACUGUACCUGCUGGUCAGGUUGCAGAGGAGACUGUCAUUGAAGAAGAGGCAGAAGAAGCAGAGAAAUUGCCACUGACUAAGAAACCAAGGAUAGAAGAGAUGACAAACAGUGUGGAGGAAAGCAAGGAAGGCACUGAAAGAGAGCUACUUCAGCAGCAACUCCAGGAGGCUAAUCGAAGAGCCCAGGAAUACCGACACCAGCUCCUAAAGAAAGAGCAGGAGGCAGAACAGUACCGCCUCAAGCUAGAGGCCAUGGCCCGACAACAGCCCAAUGGAGUUGAUUUCACCAUGGUUGAAGAGGUGGCUGAGGUAGAUGCUGUAGUAGUUACAGAGGGGGAGAUGGAGGAGAGAGAGACAGAAAUGACUGGAGCAGUAGGGACCACAGAGCCUCAUACUGGAGUUUCCAUGGAAACUGUUUCAACUUAAUGUGCAAGGGCCACAGCUUGUGCUGUGUCCAUCUUUUUCCUCUUUUUAAAAGAAAAUACAAAGGACAAACAUUGUAUAAAAAUUAAGAAUGUCCUAAAGAAGAAAACUAUAGCAGGGUACAGAGUUUGGGCUCAGGAAGGCUCUCUAUGCAACUGGAAAAUUCAAAGCCAAAUUUAGGGAACAAGUCUUCUGAGGGACCAAAAGAAUAAGGACCAAAUUUCUCAGCUCACAUCAUUGCUUGAAGCAUAGAGGUAAAAGAAUCCUGGAUGUUGCAGAUUGAUUGUUUUUUAAAUAACUGACUUUCUAUCAAAAGAUUUUAAAAUAAUAUCCCUAAUAUGGACACGCCCAGAGCCUUUAAUAUUAUAGUUGUACCAUCAAGUGACCUGAAACUUUGCCUUAGGUUUAUGAUGUGUACCUGUUAGAGGAGAAACCUAAUUGGGAGGAGGGAUUAGACGCAAGUUUUGGGGAAGAGAAAGAAAUAUAUUCCACUUCCGAAGGAGCGGGCAGGCACUCCCCACUAUCCUGAGUUAAUUUCACUGAAAAGAAAUGUGUGAUUGCCUGACUAAAUUUGCAUCCAUUGUGUGUCCAUAGCUCAGAUGCCAGUUUAAGAAACUGAAAUAGAAUUUUUAAAAACUGGAAAGGAGAGAAGUGUAUAUAAAUCCAAAAUCCUCCAGGCUGUGCCUCUGCAAUGCUGGAAAGUGGCCAGAAAGAGGCUCGUGGGGUUAGGAAACAAUCUGAUCCUGAGAUACCAACUUUGCUCUGGCUGGAUUUUAUGAAAUUGCAAUCAGGAGGGUAGUGUGUUGUCAGAACAACUUGCUUCCAACCAUUUAUUUAUGUAAUGUCAAGCUUUAAUAUCAACUUUUUAAUUUUAUAAAACUUUGUUUUCUAAGUGUGCCUUUCUGUGGAACUUACGUGGUAUCCUCUCAUAUGCAAGAAAAGACAGGGGGAGAGAUGAAUGCUGAGGACGUUGUAUAGCUUUCUCCAUCUUAUUUGGGUUGAGUAAAUCGCUCUAUUUCCUUAAGGUCGGGCCUUGUGCAGAGCUUUUGUGCCUUAUAGGUGCUCAGUGUGUGCUGGCAGAGGGAGUGAGAACUACCAGUGCCGUAAUGUAAGGAACCAAAGAUUCUGACCAGAUGCUUCGUCACCUUACUGUCUUCUCUCCCACUAUGCCUGCUCCCUUUGCCUAUAUACUUUUGAAAGUGUUUCAUUGCUGGGAUUUCUUGGAGUUUUUUUAAAAAAAAAGGGAAUACGGAUGGAGAGAGAGAGGUUAUGGAGAGGUCAUCAUCCUGGACUUGCUUGCUUGCUUGCUUUGUUGUAAAUUAGAAGCAACCGGAGGGAGCUGUGCCAAGUAAACAUUUGAAUGACUGUUUAGAAUAUGGUUUUCUUAAUUAUCAAUCACGGGGAAAACAUACAUUUUUAAUUUGGAAUAAAAUGUGACAGUUAACAUGGUUCUGUUUACCUUGAUUAGUGAAGUAAUUUGCUGCAGUUUUCCAGAGGUGCAGAAUCAUUUGGGGCUCAAAAUAGACUGAAAACAUAACUCCCCAAACCAAAUUUAACAAACAGAAUUGGCUAUUAGAGGUUUAUAGACAAAAAUAUCAGUUUUUUUUGUUUGUUUUUUUAAAUUUAUUUAUUUAUUUAUUUUGGCUGCGUUGGGUCUUUGUUGAUGUGCGCGGGCUUUCUCUAGUUGAGGCGAGCGGGGGCUACUCUUCGUUGCGGCGCACGGGCUUCUCAUUACGGUGGCUUCCUUUGUUGUGGAGCACGGGCUCUAGGUGCGCAGGCUUCAGUGGUUGCAGCACGUGGGCUCAGUAGUUGUGGCUUGCGGGCUCUACAGCGCAGGUUCAGUAGUUGUGGCACACGGGCUUAGUUGCUCUGCGGCAUGUGGGAUCUUCCUGGACCAGAGCUUGAACCCAUGUCCCCUGUGUUGGCAGGCUGAUUCUUAACCACUGUGCCACCAGGAAGGCCCAAAAAUAUCAGUUUUGAAAUUAAUCUUGGCUGUGGGCUACCGUAGCUAGGUUUUCUCCAUGGACCAAGUACUAAGCACUUCCCAGAUGAUCAGAGAUUAGUCUGCACUGUUGGGGAUGAUGGAGAAAUGCAGUGGAGCAGCCUAGGUAAGGGAGAGGGUAAAAUUGUGGUAUCUGCUGUCAAAUCGUCCUAUUUCUGUUUGCAAUAUUUUUCCUUUUUCUGAGUCCCUUUGUGAAUCAGGUGCUAACAAUAAGCUGCUAUUGUGUGCCAUUUCAAAGCUUUAGCUUAACUAUAGAGGGACCAAGUGUUAUUUUAGAUGUGUUUUGUGUGUGUUCUUGGUGCAUACAUUGACUUUAAUUCCUUCUUUUAUUCUUUCCUGUUAAGGGAGUGGAGGUUAACUGUGUAGAAAAUAUGCAGGCCCAACCACCUCACUCUCUGAGGUAGCUUCUGAUUGAGGGCAGGGAGUUUCCAUCCAACACUCCCUUCUGAGCAUACAGAGUCCCUACUGUUUGGGGGAACUGUUUAGAGUUUCUUAUUAUUCUUUUUUUGUAAGAGCCUAUCAUUCCCACCCAGUAAAAUAUCUAAUACAGCCCAAGUCAUUUUUGAUGAUGGGGUCUCUGAGAUAGGGAGUUAAAGGGGGGGUUGGGAUAGGGAGAGAGAGAAGGGAAAUGUCUAGAAAGGGGUGGGUAGCAAAAGGGCAUUUGUUUUUAUUUACUUGGAAUAGACCUUUUAGCAUCCCAGAGAAGGGAAAUAGGGCUUGAUCUCUAAUUGUAUUGUCAUAGAGAGAAUGGUAGGUCAGGAUCCCUUGAAGUAGUUAGAUUAAAUAUUAAAGACAUGAAUGGCAGUACCGUUGUAUGAUUUUGCGUAUUUUUCUGGAUCAGCCAUGGAAGUUGGAAAAAUGUUGCUAUAUCUUCUGGGUUUGGGGAUUCCAACUGGCUUAUUGGUAAGGUUGGAUUACAGAGAAUCAAACAGACAAAUGGUUCAGAGAUGGUACUUGAGCAGGAGAAACCUGAAGCCUAGGAUGAUUGCCUACUUUAAAAUAAAGCUGCUUUAAUAAUAUCAGUAUUAAUAUAGGAAUAUUAGACCCUACAUUUACAUUUUAGUUUUAAGCUUUCCCCUAAAAAGGAGAAAGAAAUAAAUCUUAAUAUUUCUGUUCUUGUUCCUGGCUUCAGGGAAAUUACUUACAAAUGUAUAAAUGUACAUUCCCUUCCUAUCAUUACCUCUGUGGGAUCCCUUAAUUGUAAUGCCAGAGUUGAGGUCUCUUAAUUGAAAUAUGGGAGAACUUGGCUUUAGGUUUUCUGUAUAUUGAACUCAGCACCUUAAAAGAUGUUCUUUUUCUCUGUCAGAUCUGUGUUUCGUAAUUUUUGCCUUUGCUUCUCCCCCUUUUUCAGCCUUAGCACUGCAUUAUUAAAAUGUUUAUGUCUGCUUAGUAAUAUUAGAAAUCUGUGGCAUGCAAAAUGACUUUCUUUCUUUAUAUUGCUGUAAAAGGAAUGAAUUUAACAGAGGGCUCUCCCGUUGAAGUUAGGUGUUUUGUGACCAGGGCAUUUUUAACACCCCUUUGCUGCAUGUAUAUAUUGUGUAUGUUUAUAAAUACAUAUGAAUUUUCCCACUUUUCUCUUUGUUUAUUUGAGGUUCAACUCUAAAGUACCUGGUAAAAGCUGGAAAUAUUUUUAUUUCAUUAAAAACAUUAGAGAGGGUUUCUUUCAAUUGAGUAAAGGCACUGAGGAAGAAAAAGCAUUACUUUGGCCCUUUUUCUGAGAGGCAUGCUCAACAGGCAGUAAUGAGAAACCUGAGGAGUGAGGCCCUAGGGAGAGCUAGUACCUAGCUUUGCAGAGAUUUCUUUAGCAUACAGUGUGAUGACAUCGCGUAAACUGAAAGAUUCAGAGCAGGGUCAGGGGUAGAGAUGGAGCUGCCUUUCCACAGAGCAAACCUCCUUUCAGCUCCUAUGGUAGCUGUUUUGACUGGCAUUUGUAUAAUUUCUUACACCUCUGAAAAGGAAAGAAACCCUAGAUAAAGUUCCAUGGCAGAAGGAGCAGACAUUCUAUACAUCUGCUUCCCAGUUUAGACAUCUCAGCCUUUGAAGGAAUGAUCAUUUUGAGAAAGCUUCUGUGGCUCUUUCCUAACAAACAACAUUAUGGACCCCCAGAGCUAGAAGACAUGAGGCAUAUAGUGAACUAUUCCCAGAAGUUUAAUAUUGAGUGGGAAUCGGUUUUUGUCCAGAUUUGUUGGAGAAUGGCCUCCUGUUCUCUACUUGUUAUAUAGACAUCUCUGUAUGGCCAGAAAAGGAGCUUUAGAAUGGAAUACAUCUUAAGACCACCUAUGUGCUGCUCUAGGCUCUUAUCUAUUUCCACUUUAUGUGAUCUUUUCUCCUUCUGAGUUAGUACUCUAUUUCCUAUGCCAAUAUAUUUAACAAGAGACCAGGAGCAAGAAGGAUGUGAAUUUGAAUUAAGUAGCUUUAAACCUCUGGUGCUGCCUUUUUUUUUUUUUUUAAGCCUCUCUUAAGAUUAGGAGGUGGGGUGAUAUCCCUAGACUCCAGACUACUACAUAGCAAUUUGGCUUGUUAAUGGCAGGAAAUUGUGAUUCCCUGUCUCUCUCCUCCCCUUUCCCCUCUAACUACUUCUGCGUCUGUGACCCCAUUGUUCUUACCUCAUUGAGUCUUUCCCAGGCACUAGAAUUUAAUUAAUAGGUCAUUUCUAAUCUAUGGGCCUUGUCUUUCCUCUUUCUGUUCCCCUCCUUCCCUACCACAUAUUUUCUGUUUAUUCUUAAGUGGUUUGUUUCUGAGAAUUAAUCUAGGUCAUACCCGAUAUCCUGUGCUUCCUAGUUGGUUUCAGGCAUCUUGCUCUAUCAACAGUAAUGAUAGCAGCAGCUCCCUUCUCUGGCUUUGCCCUGUGUACUGUCCUUCUGCCAAGGCCAUUUGUGUUGGGGGGAGCAGAGAAAGGGUAGGUGGGGUGCCUAGCUUCUUCUCAAAACAUCUUCAGUUUUUCAGGUUGUCUGACAGCUUUAUGUACAGUAUGUUUUAAGAAAACUUAAGUAUACUUCUCUUAUUUAGGAUUUUAAUUAAAUAGGGUUUGAUUCUGAUGAGCAAGUUUGUGUGUGUGUGUGUGUGUGUGUGUGUGAGCAUUUGUGUGUAUGUACACCUAUACAGAUCUAUAUUAUAUAUACAAUUUUUGUACUAUCAUUUAAAAUAAAAAAAUGUUUCUUACUAAAAUGUCAAAGUCUUACCA